CCUUUAAACACACUAAGACAUUCAAUUAGUUUAUUUAGGGAUGUUUGAAGUCUUUAUAAGGAGAGUAAAACACAGCCUGCUCAGUUUAGACUUUUUUUUUACAUUUAAUCCGGGUGCAGCUUGUUUUAUGCAUGUCACUAAACGUCCUCUUAAUGUGCUCCAUGUUUAAAUCCAGGCUUUGUGUGUUAUCAACCUGCGCGUCACAAAAAUCAGGCAACAACCGUCUUUUAUCAAAGUCACUGACACUGAAGCGCGUUUGAACACGUUUAAGGAUCCCAUUGUUUCAGGUGUUUUUUAUGUCCACAGAGUGUCACUGUUUAUUAUUGUUGAUUUGGGACGUGCCAGUCACGUGUCUAAGGCGCCUUAUAAAAGCGCGUAACUCCACUCAGCUCAUCGCAGACGCCGCACGCGCCAUGGCCUCCGCUUCGCUCCUCGUCCUCGCAGCGUUUCUCCUCGUGUGCGUUCAUUUAUUUCGUCCCACUCGUGGGCAGCCUGUGGCGCUGGGAGAUUCUUUCAACUUCUCUCUGACUCAGUGUCCGUCUGGAUCCGAGUUGGAGCUUCAGCACAUCCUCCUGAAUACCCCCGCUGUCCUCGUAUCCAGCCGUGACGGUACCGGGUCCUGGAACACAUCAGCUUCUUACGCGGAGCGUCUGGAACCGUCACACUCGGCUCUCGUCUUAACGAACAUAAACUACAACGACGGCGGAUUGUAUGAGUUCACCUGCGGCGACGAGGAUGUUAGGAUCCAGCUGGACGUGGUGGUUCCGAUAAAGUUUAGCGUGUUUGAGAACGAGACGGUUCUCCUGCCGUGUCACGCCGUUACCGCGGAAGGAGACGUCAAAUCAGUGAGAUGGGAGACAGGAGGGCAGCGCGUGGCCGCAGUGAACGUAACCUCCAAGAACAUCACUUACAAAGCUGGAUUCGACCUGCGUGCGUCAGUACCAUCUGACUGGUUCUCUACGGGAGACUUCACACUGACUCUGGGUCCGGUUCGGCUCCAAGACCGAGGAGACUGGACCUGCUACGUCCAGGAUAAAGCCGAGGUUGUUGCGAGGCUGACGGUCCAGAAGACCCGGAAUGAGACCAGCACCGAGCAAUCUGGACCCCUCCAGGUAAAUGAAGGAAUGAGCCAAGAGAACGGAGGCCAAACAGCGUGCGUUGCCAUCGCCGUCGUUGUGGCACUCGUGCUUUGUGCAGUGGCCUUUGGGAUCGGAUGGUGGAUGAGGCCCCGCGUAUGUCCUCCUCCUCCUCCUCCUCGAGCCCAGCGUGAAGGAGCUCAGGAGGAUGUGCCUCUUUCCAGCCUGAACGAUGGUGUGCAACCUAAUGGUCUGGCUUAAAAUUGACAUAGAUGAUGUAUUCUAACAGAAAGUGUACUUAAUUUAUACUUCACUGACUUUUUACCUAGACACUUUUCCAGUGACAGACGACAUUACCUGUUUUUCCUAAACUGGAAGGACUGAAUAUGUAGCCAACGAUUUUCUAGAUUGCUUUAGUUUAACCUUCAGUCAAAUAAAUCAAUUGCUCCACAGGUUUGUCCUCAACCCGCUACACACAGCGUUUACAGCAGUCAGUUUACAGGGGCUCAUACUGGGUUUCCCACCAUAACCAGUGAGGAAGCAGUUUUAUUUAAAUUUAUUAUGUAAAUGGAGUAUUUAUUAUAUAUUUAAGUGUACUGUAUGCACGCACUUCAGAAGAUUGACUAAGAUUACAAAAAAUUAUGUGGAUAAUUGUUCACUUUAUGUUUGAAACAAUCGCUGGAUAAGUUUUAUUUUAGAUUUGUUUACAUAAACCUGCAAACUAGAUUUUUUAUUGUUAAUAAUAUAUUCAUGCUACAUUAACAACAUUCCAAUCAAACCAUUCUACUUUAACAUUUUCAAUAAAUGAUUCUUUAAAAAAAUU
Molecule: messenger RNA, 1899 nt
Organism: Betta splendens (Siamese fighting fish)
Lineage: Eukaryota; Metazoa; Chordata; Actinopteri; Anabantiformes; Osphronemidae
Exons: 2
Coding region: 297-1337 (346 amino acids)
Source: RefSeq, a predicted model, not a curated record